Molecule: messenger RNA, 2121 nt
Organism: Dacryopinax primogenitus
Lineage: Eukaryota; Fungi; Basidiomycota; Dacrymycetes; Dacrymycetales; Dacrymycetaceae
Product: ARM repeat-containing protein
Exons: 1
Coding region: 1-2058 (685 amino acids)
Molecular function (GO): protein binding
Source: RefSeq, a predicted model, not a curated record
AUGUCCAUCGCUUUGAAAACGUCCACGGCUAUCAUCAUCUCUGAGGAAGAAAUCGAUGCUUUGUUUGCUUUUCUUUCCCCCUCACAACCUAAAGAUGUCCGCACUCAAGGAACAGUGACGUUCGCCACUUAUGUGUCUCACACCCGACAGGGCAAAUCCCCCGAAGCUGGCACAGCAGAGAUCGAGCGCACUCUCACAGUACCGCUUGAAGCACGAAUCAGCUCUACGGACGUUUCGAAAGCGUUGGAGGGCCUUGCGUUGUUGACAACGCUUUUUACCGUCGAUCCUCUCUCAGGUACCGCCCUGCUGGCCAAUGAGGGACUCCAGAGUCAUCUGACUGACCUUCCCGACAUAUUCCCCGGCAAUAAUGAAAUCGAGGGCUCUCUUGCGGGAUUGCUCUCCCAGGCAUCAGACGUGAAAGCUUGCCGAGCAUUGGUCAGCAAAGACUGGGGUGCCUUUCUCAGGCGCGCUGCGAAUAGGGGAGGAGAAGGGACGAAGACAAGGGCCAUGCUGGCCCUGCUGAAGCUGUCGCACGGAGGAGAGGGAGGUGGUGAUGUUAACGAGAAAGGUGUCGAUGUACAACAAGAGGAAGAAAUUGUCCUGGCUAGGAGCCUCGCCCAGGAGCUAGUCUGCGAGGUCGAGAAAACGGAUGAACCACUCGAUACUGUUGAAGCUCUCGCCCACCUUUCCAUGACCCCAGCAGUUCGGGAGGACCUCUCCAGAAACAGCCCAUUUCUUCGCUCUCUCUUUGUACUUGCACAAUGGAAGAAGCGCGCAACACUUCCGCUGCUCUAUGGUGUCUCUGUCAUCAUUUGCAACAUAGUAACCUAUCGACCCAAGCUUGCUGGCGAUGAGGCCCAACUAGACCGACUAAGACGGAUGGCCAAAGGAGGCAUGGUCCAUGGCAGCCACAAACUCAGGGAUGAGCCCAUACCCAAGCUGGAGAUGGAUGAAGCCGUCCAAGAACGGUGCCGACGACUGCUGAAGGCGGGUGUUGUACCUGUACUCGUGGCACUUACGAGAAGCGGAGGUGACAGCGCAGGAGUGCGUGCCAGUGUCGGAGGAUCAUUCCUCAGCUUGGCCGAGGACAAGGAAAACCGUGGAUUGAUCAUUCAAGCUGGGGGCGCAAAAGCGCUGCAAACUAUUAUUCAAACCAUGCUUGCUGAAGUCUCCAAGGCACCAUCCUCCUCUCUGGAUCCACCGCACACUGAUGCAGUCCUUCUCUCACCGAUACAAGCGCUUGCGAAACUUGCUAUUACCUCCUCUCCUCUUCUGCUCUUUGGUCCUACUCCGGCUUCCUCCAUCGACGCGAUUCGGCCUUUUUGCACCAUGUUGUCAAAUUCUCAGUCUUCUCUCCUACAACAGUUUGAGGCUCUCAUGGCUCUCACCAAUCUCGCCUCCCUGGGACCCGAAAUCAGCAAUCGCAUAUCAGGACAACCGGGUUCACUGAGCCUCCUUGAUCAACUCAUGCUCCACGACAAUACUCUUUUGCGCCGCGCAUCCGUUGAGCUCGUCUGUAACCUAGUAUCUUACCAAGCGAUCUUCCAGAGAUACACGACCGAUCCGGGUUCCAAGGGCCGACUUCACGUGCUUUUGGCGCUGUCCGAUGUUGACGACAAGCCCACACGUCUCGCCGCAAGUGGUGCGCUCGCCAUGCUUACCGACUCUCCCGAAGCGUGCAACGCCCUGCUGUCGUUGCCUAAAGGGGCACAGAAUACUUUCACUAUCGUCGCGCAGCUCAUCGAUCCGGGCCUCGUGCCGAAGAUCGUAGAACUCGAUUCAUCUGAGCCUCUCUCCGAAUCGGAUAUGUCUGACAAUAGGUCAAAUGAGGCCCCCGAUCCAGGGCUGCAGCAUCGUGGUACACUCUUGCUCAGAAAUUUGCUGCUCAAUACGAAACCACAAGCUGACGCUAGGGUUGCAGAAAAGGCUGGCGCGGUGCUGGCCCUCGUCACGAUGCUCAAGACAUUCCAGCGCAAGGAAGGGUGCGAAGGAAUGGUUACGGCUGCGGUAGAGUCCUUGACGUGGUUUGUGCGGAACGGGGUCAGAAUACAAGAGUGAUAUCGUCUUCUUUGUUUGCUUGGCGGUUAUUGGGAUCAUGGUCAGUAUGAGAAGGGUGCGGCC